CAACAAGUCAAAAGCAACAAGGCAAAAGCAACAAAAGCAAAAGCAGCAAAAGUGAAACAAAAGCAAAAACAGCAAAAGCAAAAACAACAAACUGAAAAUAGUGAAGGCAACAAAAGCAAAAGUG
Messenger RNA from Racocetra persica, 124 nucleotides. The record is from the annotation of a GenBank genome assembly. Lineage: Eukaryota; Fungi; Glomeromycota; Glomeromycetes; Diversisporales; Gigasporaceae.